This is a messenger RNA of Vitis riparia (riverbank grape), 2000 nucleotides long. RefSeq names its product (-)-alpha-terpineol synthase-like. Bases 57 to 1829 code for a protein of 590 amino acids. The transcript is spliced from 7 exons. NCBI's taxonomy places the organism in Eukaryota, Viridiplantae, Streptophyta, Magnoliopsida, Vitales, Vitaceae. The record is from RefSeq and is a predicted model, not a curated record. Gene Ontology annotation, biological process: diterpenoid biosynthetic process. Gene Ontology annotation, molecular function: magnesium ion binding; terpene synthase activity.
GAUUAAGUAACCUAACAAUCCAAAGAUUAGGCCAGUCUUUGUACUAGCAGAUCUCCAUGGCUCUUUCCAUGCUUGCUUCAAUUCCUAAUCUGAUCACGCACACAAGACUUCCAAUCAUAAUAAAAUCCAGCAGUUGUAAGGCUUCUCCCACUGGAAUCAAGGUCAAGAGUGGCAACAGCAAUUGUGAGGAAAUCAUUGUUAGGCGAACUGCAAACUACCAUCCUACCAUUUGGGACUAUGAUUAUGUGCAGUCACUAAGAAGUGAUUAUGUGGGAGAAACAUACACCAGAAGACUUGAUGAGCUAAAGAGAGAUGUGAAGCCAAUGCUUGGCAAAGUGAAGAAGCCUUUGGUUCAGCUGGAGCUAAUCGAUGUCUUGCAAAGGCUUGGAAUAUAUUAUCACUUCAAGGAUGAAAUAAAGAGAAUAUUGAACAGCAUAUACAACCAGUACAAUCGGCAUGAAGAGUGGCAGAAAGAUGAUUUAUACGCAACAGCUCUUGAAUUUAGACUGUUAAGGCAGCAUGGCUAUGAUGUGCCUCAAGACGUUUUUAGUAGAUUCAAGGACGAAACAGGGAGCUUUAAGGCAUGCCUGUGUGAAGAUAUUAAGGGACUGCUCUGUUUGUAUGAAGCUUCAUACCUAUGCGUACAAGGAGAAAGUACCUUGGAGCAGGCCAGAGACUUCGCACACAGACAUCUUGGAAAGGGCCUUGAGCAAAACAUAGAUCAAAAUCUUGCCAUUGAGGUGAACCAUGCCUUAGAGCUUCCAUUGCAUUGGAGAAUGCCAAGGUUAGGGGCAAGGUGGUUCAUAGACGUAUACGAGAAAAGACAGGACAUGAAUCCUAUCUUGCUGGAGUUUGCUAAAUUGGACUUCAAUAUGGUACAAGCCACACACCAGGAGGAUCUAAGACACAUGUCAAGCUGGUGGAGUAGUACAUGCCUGGGAGAAAAGUUGAACUUUGCUAGGGACAGGCUGAUGGAGAAUUUCCUAUGGACUGUGGGAGUGAGAUUCGAGCCUCAGUAUGGAUAUUGUAGGAGAAUGUUAACAAAGGUUAACACACUCAUAACGACAAUUGAUGAUGUUUACGACGUUUAUGGUACAAUGGAUGAACUCGAGCUUUUCACAGAUGUUGUUGACAGGUGGGAUAUCAAUGCAAUGGAUCCACUUCCAGAGUACAUGAAGUUGUGCUUCCUUGCUCUCUACAACUCCACCAAUGAAAUGGCUUAUGAUGCUCUGAAGGAACAUGGUUUACACAUCGUUUCCUAUCUUAGAAAAGCGUGGUCAGACUUAUGUAAAUCUUACUUACUGGAGGCAAAGUGGUACCACAGUGGAUGUACACCAACCCUACAAGAAUACAUUAGCAAUGCAUGGAUUUCAAUAUCAGGUCCUGUAAUACUAGUCCACGCCUAUUUUUUUGUGGCAAAUCCAAUCACCAAGGAGGCCUUGCAAUCCUUGGAGAGAUAUCACAAUAUUAUCCGUUGGUCAUCAAUGAUUUUAAGGCUUUCAGAUGAUCUGGGAACAUCACUGGAUGAGUUGAAAAGAGGAGAUGUUCCCAAGUCAAUCCAGUGUUACAUGUAUGAAACUGGUGCUUCUGAAGAAGACGCCCGUAAACACACAAGCUAUUUGAUUGGAGAGACAUGGAAGAAGCUAAAUGAAGAUGGAGCUGUAGAGUCUCCAUUCCCUGAAACAUUUAUUGGAAUUGCAAUGAAUCUUGCUAGGAUGGCCCAGUGCAUGUAUCAGCAUGGAGAUGGACACGGGAUUGAAUAUGGUGAAACUGAGGAUCGAGUGUUGUCAUUACUCGUUAAGCCCAUUCCCAGUUUGAGUUCUGAAUAAUAUUGAAAACCAAAUUUGAUCUUGAGUUAUGGGAAAUUGUCGUAACCCUGAUGGAUUAAUAUAAUUUAAGGUCUUAUAUUUGGAGGGUUAAUUACGUAUAUAAAACAGUGACUUUUGAACUUAUCAUUUGUGUUUUAAAGCAUAUUAAAAAUAUAUUGUAUUCUACUUUAA